Cuculus canorus (common cuckoo) is the source of this 1435-nucleotide messenger RNA. RefSeq names its product coiled-coil domain containing 137 (gene CCDC137). The coding region runs from base 1 to 909 and encodes 302 amino acids. The transcript is spliced from 6 exons. The record is from RefSeq and is a predicted model, not a curated record. NCBI's taxonomy places the organism in Eukaryota, Metazoa, Chordata, Aves, Cuculiformes, Cuculidae.
AUGGGGCGGGGACCGGGGCAGGGACCGCGACGGGAACAGGGAGCAGUGCGAGGACAGGGAAAGAGACUGGGACAGGGACAAAAGCCGGGAAAGGGGCAGAGACAGGGACAAAGACCGGGACAGAGUCAGAGAUCGGGACAGGGACAAAAGCCGGGAAAGGGACAGGGCCCGGGCUCGGCCACCCCACACCGCAGCAGGAAGCAGAAGAAGGUGGACAACAUGAAGCCCAAGCACCCCGAUGAGCAGGAGAUCCCCUUCCGUCUACGGGAGCUCAUGAAGAGCCGUGAGGCCAUGAAGCGCCCUGAUCCCGGGAAGAAGCAGGCGGCAGAGAAGAAGCAGCAGCCCAAGUCAAAGGGCCCCAAGACCCCUGGAGACAUCCCCGUGCCCAAGUUCAGGAGGGGAAAAGGGGAAUCGGAGCGCUCCUUCAUCUGCCGCAUGGAGCAGGAGGUGCAGCGCGUCAUGUUCGUCACAAAGAACCAGCUGCAGCAGGAGCCUGAGAAGGAGGGGAUGGCACCAGAGAAGUCAAAGAGAAAGAAAGAGUUUCAGAAUAAGAAGCUGGAAAAAGCUCGGAAGAAGAAGGAGGAGAAGAAGGAGGCCAUGCUGGAGAAGACCCUGUUCCAAGACAGAGUGGCAUUCGGUGAGGUGGUUACGCAGCCGCCCACCAUCACCUCGCGGCCCAGAGGUCAGGGCCCUGCAGAGCAGGCUGGACGGAAGCAGCUUCUCCUGACGUCUCGCCUGGGCCAGAGCCCAGUGUCCUCAGCGGUGCCGGUGUCGAUGGCUCGCCGGCGCAUCGUGGAGGAGGAGAGAGCGCGCGUCAUCCAGGCCUACAGAGACAUCCAGAGGCGCAAGCAGCAGCAGCGAGAGGCAGCGCAGGGCCGCGCCCAGGCUGGACGCAAGGUUCCCUGCUGAACGCAGCCUGGAGGAACUGGGCCUCACUGGUCCCAGCAAGGAUGCGAUGGCAGCGUGCAGACAACACGGGACCCCAGGGCAUGAGGGGGAUGGCUGUCCCAGUGUUGCUCUCCUGUUUCUGAGCGCCAGGGCUCCCCGCAGCCCCGUGCCUUGGCUCAGGGCACCCCGUGGGCUCGGUGCUGGAGCUGGGACCAUUGUGGUGCCAUGGACUUGCUGGUAGUAAAACUCCCAUUGAGUGGUGAUGGCGUGAGCACGUCUGUGCCUCCCAAUCUGUGCAGUGCCCGUGACGGACCCUGCUGGGCUGGCUGGUGUGCCGGCAGAUGGCAGUCCCAGCCCGCGACAGGCUUGUCCUUGUUGUCACUCGCUGUGGGCUGGCCCUGGGUGGGCUCUGGCUGAAGCAGCACCCUCGUUUCUCAGCCUUGGGGGAGACCCCAGUAGCUUGCUGUGAUCCCUCCGUCUCCCAUCCCAGCUCCUGGGUGGAGGAAAGUGAGGCGAGUGCUGGGGAUGUGGAGAUCUGUUGUCAUGG